Python bivittatus (Burmese python) is the source of this 2318-nucleotide messenger RNA. It is a transcript of the gene MINPP1, whose product is annotated as multiple inositol-polyphosphate phosphatase 1. Gene Ontology annotation, molecular function: inositol phosphate phosphatase activity; acid phosphatase activity. NCBI's taxonomy places the organism in Eukaryota, Metazoa, Chordata, Lepidosauria, Squamata, Pythonidae. The record is from RefSeq and is a predicted model, not a curated record.
GGGGAUCUGGCCCCCAAGGGGCAGCGCGCCAUGAGGAUGCUGGCCCGGCGCCUGGCCGCCCGCUUCCCCAGCCUCCUGGCCCCCGGCCGGCGCCUGGCCUUCGCCAGCAGCUCCAAGCACCGGUGCCUGGACAGCAGCGCCGCCUUCCGCGAGGGGCUGCGAGAGGCGCUUUACGGGCCGCGGAGCGACGACGGGAGAAACGCCACCAUGAUGGAAACAUUUGAAAUUAAUGAUAAAUUGAUGAGAUUUUUUGAUCACUGUGAAAAAUUUGUACGAGACAUUGAAAACAAUGAUUCGGCAUUACAUGAGGUCGAUGCCUUUAAGGAAGGCCCUGAGAUGAAGAAGAUAGUGAAUAAAACUGCACAUACUUUGUGUCUACCAUUGAAAGACUUAAAUGCAGAUUUGGUUCAAGUGGCAUUUUUUACUUGCUCAUUUGGGCUAAGUAUAAAAAACAUUAGCUCCCCCUGGUGUUCGCUGUUCAACAAAGAAGAUGCCAAGGUACUUGAGUAUCUGAAUGACCUCAAACAGUACUGGAAGAGAGCCUAUGGAUAUAAUAUUAACAGUCAGUCCAGCUGCAUACUUUUCCAAGAUAUUUUCAAACAUUUGGACCAGGCAGUUACAGAGAGCAAAAGGUCAAAACCUAUUUCUUCGCCAGUGAGUAUCCAGUUUGGACACGCAGAGACUCUUCAGCCACUUCUUACACUCAUGGGCUAUUUUAAAGAUAAGGUGCCUCUUAACGCCAGCAACUAUUCCAGUCACUUGAAUCGCAGGUUCCGUACUGGUCGUAUCGUCCCUUAUGCUGCCAACUUGUUAUUUGUGCUUUAUCAUUGUGAUCAAGCUAGAUCUCCUGAGGAAGAGUACAAGGUUCAGAUCCUUCUCAACGAGAAGCUCCUGCCCUUUACAUACUCAGGGAAAACUGUUUCUUUGUACGCCAAACUGAAAAACCAUUAUAAAGAUUUAAUUCAGAAUUGUGAGUUUGCUGAAGUGUGCAGUAUCUCCAAAAAUGGUACUAGCAUUAAUUCAUUAUAAAGGGACAUCGUAAAAAAGAUCAUCGAUGUUUUUGCGUAUGCAUGUUUUUGGCAAAUUGUAUUGUUUUUGGUUUUGCUAUUAAUUAGAAUGGCGUACUGCUGACACCACAGUGUUUUUAAAAAAAACUUCUUAAAUGUAUGCUUGCAAUUUUAAAAAAUGGCAUCAAACCUGGAGCCUGAAGGAAGGCAUACAGAAUAUUUCUAAAGCUUCAGACAAACUGAUGGAGUUGCUCUAUUUCUGAAGAGGAACUCUUUCUCCCUUUCCUGAAUCAUGAAUGAUUGAAAAGUAAGGAUAAGCUGUUCAACAUGCAGCUUACUCCAUAGCACUGACUGUUGUCUACUGUGAACAGUUUUAGAGUUACUGAAGAUGAAAAAUGGUUGCUGGAAUGCUGACUUGUAAAAAAGGUGGAUUUCAACAAAUAUUUCUUACUUUAGAUUCCAAGGGACUUUUAGAUAUUCCUGUUAAACUCAGGAGGCUUUUGAAGCCAUGUGAAUUGCCUAAAUAUUUAUUUCUCUCUAGACCACUUCAGAGGUUUAGCAUAUACUUGGACAACACAGCAGUAACUGGUCCAUCUGUGAUGGAGUCAUUUAUUUUUAAGUCACUUUUGGUAGACUUUGUCCAGUAAUAAUGUUGUUCCUCUUCUAGGACCAGAAAAAGACGACUUGUGAAUUUGUCAUUUGGACAAAACCCAUUCCUGUUUCAGUAUUUAACUAUUCCAAUUGCUUUCUUCAAUAUUAAUAUUGAAGGUGAAGAAUUAGUGGAUUUUGUUCAGGAUCCAAAAAGAUAAAGUCAUUCUGUACUGCAGGAGAUCUUUUAGAAAUCUGAAAAAUGACCUGAAAUUUAUCUGUUUCGUGUGUGAAAAAGAGGAGCUUGAACAGUGGGAAUAGGAGUGUGAGAUCUUUGGGAGGCAAACCUCUACAAUUCUGACUCUGAAACACCACUCCAAACCCCAAAUCUAACAUCACACUGCUGAAAUAAAGGCCAUUUUACUGCUGCAUCUUUGUAGUUCAGCCUCAUAAUGUUAGGGGUCCAAAUAUGGGUUAUUGGGACUUCCUGCAGUCAAAGGGCUGCUAGUUGCCAAUUCCUGCUCAAGACAGUAGGAUAUAUUGUAUGUUAUAAAGACAACACAUGGUGCUUUUGGGAGAAUUCUCAUUAAUCUUUAAAGGAUAUCUUUUGAGUGAGGUGAUUUGUAAACUGUGUUAGAUUUUUUUUGUCUAUUAGAAAAAGGAUAAUGCAUUGACGUUUUAAUUUAAUAUUUAAAACAACAAUAUAAACACUGUUUUAGUCAA